Brettanomyces nanus is the source of this 546-nucleotide messenger RNA. RefSeq lists its product as uncharacterized. The record is from RefSeq and is a predicted model, not a curated record. The transcript has a single exon. Gene Ontology annotation, molecular function: mRNA binding; single-stranded RNA binding; translation regulator activity. Bases 1 to 546 code for a protein of 181 amino acids. NCBI's taxonomy places the organism in Eukaryota, Fungi, Ascomycota, Pichiomycetes, Pichiales, Pichiaceae. Gene Ontology annotation, cellular component: cytoplasm. Gene Ontology annotation, biological process: positive regulation of cytoplasmic translation.
AUGGCUUUUUUCCCAAGAACCUGCUAUAAGUGUGGUAUGACUGGUCACAAGGCUGAGGACUGUCCUCAGGCCCAGAGAUUAUGUUAUAACUGCCAUUCUCCAGAUCAUGAGGCAAAGGAUUGUCCUAUGCCUAAGCAGAACACCCAGAAGCAGUGCUUUAACUGUGGUAAGGUUGGUCAUAUUCAGGCAGAGUGCCCUGAACCAGCCCAUUCCCAGGCCAAGUGCUACAACUGUGGUAAGGUUGGUCACAUUGCCAAGGAUUGUUAUGCUCCAAAAAGAGUCUCUGAUAAGGUCGUUUGCUAUAAUUGUGGAGGUGCAAACCAUAUGGCUAAAGACUGUAGAGCUACUCCUGUUAAGUGUUACAACUGUGGUCAAACUGGUCAUCUUGCCAAGUUUUGCCAGAGCACUAAGACUGAUGCUGCCCCAGCCAUUUCCACUAGAUCCAAUGUUUGCUUCAAGUGUGGAGAAGAGGGUCAUAUUGCCAAGUUCUGUCCUUUGAAUGAGCAGGAAGAGGAGCCUGAGGCCGUUGCAGAGCCUGAGGCUUAA